AUGUCAGAAAUAACACAGGACAGUAAUGGGUUCAGCAAAUCAUUUGCAAUCACACAUGCUGGUGAAGAGUUUUUUUUACACUUAAUACAAUUUCAAAAUAAACAGAUUUUGAACAUUUCCAUUAAUGGAAUCCUAGAUACAACUUUCAAAAUACCAACAUCUACAAAGACAUCAAUCAAUUAUGAGUCUAUGAUGGACUUAGCCGAAAAUGAUGAUGAAGAUGAGUUUUCUCCUGGAGAGCGAGGACUCCCUGAACCACAAAUGAUAAUAGGAGAUUAUUCUAAUAUGAAAAUUUCUAUUGUGGCUAGUCAGGUUGGCAAACUUAUGUCAUUGAAUUCGCCCCGAGAAAUCAUACUAUCUAUAGGCUCUAAAUGGUUCGGAAAAGGUGACCAAGUUUGUGAUGAUGAUUUUGAAAAAUUAACUUUCAUACUAGAAAAUGUAAAGAGAUUGCUCUAA
Lodderomyces orthopsilosis Co 90-125 is the source of this 456-nucleotide messenger RNA. RefSeq lists its product as uncharacterized. The transcript has a single exon. Bases 1 to 456 code for a protein of 151 amino acids. The record is from RefSeq and is a predicted model, not a curated record. Lineage: Eukaryota; Fungi; Ascomycota; Pichiomycetes; Serinales; Debaryomycetaceae.